AUGGAACGAGUUUUAGAAGAACCUAGGUUGCGGAUGACGGAAAAAGGUCGUGUUUUCAGGAUUCACUAUCCUGCUACCAAUUUCCCUAAGAUAAGAUUUCUAGGUGAUUAUCUCCUGAGACUAUCCUUAUCUAAUUUGUCUCUGAUUGAAUCCACUUGGAUUCCGCCGACUGAAAUUGCGACGAAAAGUUGUCUCGAUAAAGGACAAUCAGAAGCUUUUUGCAAAAAUCAUGUCAGGGUUUUAUUGGAAUUGGAGAACGAAGACUCCAUAUUGGUCUGUGGCACAAACGCCUUUUUUCCUCAAUGCUGUGUGAGAAAGAUAACCGAUCUCAAACAAGCAGGACAAUGUGCCAGGGCCGUCGGAGUUUGCCCUUAUUCCCCUUUGGCCAACUCGACUGCCAUUUUGAUCUCCGAAUCCAACAACAAACAGUUUGUUCACAACCGAGAUGGAUUUUUGGCAAGGGAUCGUUUUGGACAACUUGACAGAGAUAGCCCGAAGAAAAAUUUUGGUUUUCUCGGAAAACAAAUUUUGUAUGCUGGGGCUACAAUGGACUUCUCUGGUCAGGACGCUGCCAUUUAUAGGACUGAUCUGUCGAAUGGAAAAUCAGGUUCUCUUCCAUCAUUAAGGACUCACCAGUACGACCCACAUUGGCUGAACGACCCACAAUUUGUUGGAUCCUUUGAAGAUGAAUCUUAUGUCUAUUUUUUCAGAGAAGUUGCAGUCGAGUACAUCAAUUGUGGAAAGGUGAUUUAUUCUCGUAUAGCUCGUGUGUGCAAAAAUGAUUCAGGAGGUCAUUCGAUGAUGCAGAAGAAUUGGUCAUCAUUCUUAAAAGCAAGAUUGAAUUGUUCAAGAUCAGGAGAGCACCCAUUUUAUUUUAAUGAAAUCCAAGACAUGGCUUAUGAUGAGGAAGAAAGAGUCGUUUAUGCUAUUUUUUCUACACCAGUGAAUAGCAUUGCAGGAUCUGCAAUAUGUUCUUUCAACAUGUCGGCUGUCCAAAAAUCCUUCUCAGGUUCCUACAAACACCAGCCAACACCUACGAGUCAAUGGGAAGCUAAAAUGGACGACCAUCAUGAAUGCGGUUCCAAUAAAGUGCCCCGUUACCAACUAAUGGACCAUCCAGUACAACCAAUUCAAAGGGAUCCGCUCCACCAAGUCGAACUGGAAAGAUACACCCAUAUGGCAAUCGAUAAGGUGGACACAAAACUUCAUACAGGAGUCCGAAUAAUUUUUGUAUCGAAUGAUAGAAAUGAAAUCAAGAAGAUUUCCAUAUUGUCUCGGACAGGCAGGGCUUGUGUUAUCGAUGUGUUUAGGCUGGAAGAGAAAGGAGGCUUUGUUGGUGGAAUUAGGGAGAUGGAAUUUAAUAAAUUUAUGAACUCUUUGUAUAUUUUGACAAAGACUUCAGUGUGGAGAGUACCUGUAGAACAUUGCUCGAGAUUGAAAACAGAACGAUCUUGCUUAGAUUCGAUGAACCCGUAUUGUGGUUGGGAUAAAACAGCUUAUAGUGAAUCUGGUAUUCGAGAAGGUGCUUGCACAAGAGCUCCAGACGCAGAGCCUCUAAAUCCUUCCUGGCAACAGAAUCCUGUCGGGUGCCCUCAAGACAGCAAAAGACGCCAACCACAAUGGUCAGAGUGGUCGCCAUGGACCAAAUGUGCACAAGCUUCUGAAAACAACAUAGAUUCUCUCGACUAUGAUGAUUCCCAGCAAGAUUGGUGUUUAUGUCAGACUCGUACAUGUUUUGGUUCGAGUACUUCUGCAAGAGGCGCCAAUUCUUGGUCGAAAAUUAGUUCGGUGCCGAGUGAGUGCUCUGGACCUAGUACUAGGAUUACUAAUUGCACCAGGCAUGGUGGAUGGACGCCCUGGUCGCCUUGGUCAGCUUGCUCACAGAGUUGUGGAGUGGCCGUGAAGACCCGUCGCCGUUCCUGCACAGCCCCCAGUCCGGCCCACGGGGGGCGCGUCUGCGUCGGUCCGGAGUCUCAUGAGAUCUAUUGCACGGACAACCCGCCAUGUCCCACGGAAGCCCCGACGAUGGACCCCUUGGAGCACGAUGACGAUGAGUUAGAUCGGGAUUUGGAGGGUGAUUCCGAAAUUGGGGGUGAGAGUUCUUGGUCCGCGUGGUCGCCCUGGUCGUCAUGCUCGGCACAAUGCUCCGGAGGAUUUCGAGUACGACGACGAGUUUGCACCACCACAUUUCCAUCAUCAUCAUCAUCAUCAGGAUCAUCAUCCGGAUCAUCUUCCGGAUUACUACGACGAAGACAACACCAAUCAGCGUCUUCCAGAGACGUACACCCACACCCACACGCACACUCACGUACACAUGCACACGCACGUGCACAGACACACGCACACGCACAUACACGACCUCACACACGUACAUCUGCUGAGGACGUGGACGACGAUCAAGACAGGAGGAGGAGGAGAAGAGAGAUUGGUGCCGGUGACGUUGACGCCUACCAAGGUGUUGACCACGGUCAUGGGGGAAGGUUCCACGAGUCUGGUGUUGAUGUUCAACAAGACAGGUCAAGACGAUAUGAUUCUCACAUCCUCGAUUAUUCCAACAAUGAGCAUUAUGACAAGCCUGGCACCAGAAACUUUGUUACCAAGUCUGGCACCAGAAACUUUGUUACCAAGUCUGGCACCAGAAACUUUGUUACCAAGUCUGACACCAGAAACUUUGUUACCAAGUCUGACACCAGAAAGUAUAUUACCAACACCAAGUUCGACCCCAAGUCUGUCAUCAACAAUGGAGGUACCUCUGGAGUUGGACAUGUACGAGCUAACAUUCCUUCCGGAGACAGAGUCUUCAAGCCAGAGCAAUUUGAUACCAUCGAGCACCGAGGAAGACACCACAAUAACAAUAAAGAAGACGAGGAAUUUAACGUUGACCAGGACAAGCACAAGAACAAGAAGCCACACAGAGACUUUACCACUGGAGUUGAAACCAACAGCCUCGAUGAACCAGGAGAGUUCAAUUCCGGAGGAAGACAGUACAACAACUUUGACAUCAACAGUGAGAUUGACGAGAACGUUGACUCAGAGCUUGGUUCCAAAUACAGUACCAAUUUUGGAACAAAACACGUCCAUGGCUACAAGCAUAGAAGACAGCACAACCACAACAACCUUGACGUCGACCAGGACGUUGAGGUUGACGAAGACACUGACUCGUCAGAACGUGGAAACAUUAACAUCAAGUCUGGAACCACUAAACACACCAAUUUUGGAGCAAAACACAUCGAUCUUAUUAGCUCCAAGCAUGGAAGCAGACAGCACAACCACAACAACGUUGACGUCGACCAGGACGUUGAGGUUGACAAAGACACUGACUCGCCAGAAUACAGUAACAUUAACAUCAAGUCUGGAACCAAGUACAGCACUAAUUCUGGAGCGAAACACAUCCAGUCCAAGCUUGGAAGAAAACAGUACGACUACAUUGACAUCAACAAGAACAGUCAGGUUGACCAGGACGCUGACUCGUCAAAAUACAAUAACAUUGACUUCAAGUCUGGAACCAAGUACGACAGCAAUUUUAGAGCAAAGCACAUCGAGUCCGAGUCUGGAAGAAAACAGUACGACAACAGUAACAUCAACAAGAACCUUAAGGCUUACAAGAACAUUAACUCGCUUGAACACAGUAACCUUAACAUCCAGUUUGGAGCAAAACACAUCGAGUACUCAGAUUCCAGAAAUAGACAGCACGUCAACAUCAACAAGAACAGUAACACUAACUCGAACAAGUACUCGAAGACACACAGUGACUUUACCACUGGAGUUGAAACCAACAAUAAUUUCAACACCAAUAGUAAACCAGGAAAUUCCAAUAAUCAAGGAAGAUAUGUCGAGCAACUUGAUCUUGCGUCUGGCAAGGACUAUAAGAGUCCAGGACAACAGUAUACAACCGACAAGAGUUUAAUAUAUUCUACAACUAACACUAAUUCUAGAACAGGUGUCGGGAAUACUAACAAAGCAGAUUUACAAUUAGUCAAUAAUAAAAAUCAUGAUAUAAAAUAUUUGAAUGCAAGACAAGAUGACUUUACCAGUAAACAAGUACAUCAGUUUUUCCAAUCCGAGCAAUAUCCGGAUUAUGAAUUCCUGGACGAUUUUGAGGAUGAUACAUCGAGACGUGUGAGAUCCAAAAGAUCUUUUAAUGAUGACAUUGGUGAUGAUGAUGAAACGUUGUCGAGACAACAUCGACAUGCCAAACGUAAACAUAGCAGCAGCAAAAACUUGUGUAUUGGGAAUGAUGUUGAGUACGAGGUUUGCAAUGAGCAUCCUUGCCAGAUGCACAGGAAGUACAGCGCCUGGACGCAAUGGUUUCCUGUCAAAAAUGAAUCUGGUUCAAUUUCCGAGUUGCACAGAUUCCGGUACAUGUGUUCAGCACCAGUGGCUGCUGCGUCCAGGAUCAAGUUCUCAAUGAGGGAAGAAAGACGAGUCCGAGAUAUUUCUAGAGAUCGUUUCGAUUUCGAUAAUGAUGAUCACGAUUUCGAUCUUGUCUCGGAUAUUGAGGGCGAUUCAGAUUUUGAUAACAAAGGAGACAAGGAUCGGAGGGAGGAUGGACUGAUUUUGGAUAAAAAGAUGGAAAGGGAUAAGAGGGUUAAUCUGGUGGAGGAAGGAGCGAGUAGAUAUCAGGAGUGCGAAGAGAAGUCUACGAUUUUGAGAGCAAGUGCAAUGAUAGUGGCCCUUUCGAGUGCAGGAGCGUUCCUCUUAGGAGCCACUUGUACAGGAGGCAUAAUCCUUUACAAACUAAGACGAGGAGGCCUUGAUGUUUACACCAAGAGAAGAGUUCGAGUACCUUCUUCACCUCAUUAUGUUACACAACCAACCACUAAGCAAAAUUCUUAUGUUAGCGUGCCACUUAGAGAAGUGUCUGUUAAAAGACAGUCAAGUUUCUCUGGUCGUGGAAACACUCUGCACAAGUCAAAUAAUAUUUCGAGCAACCAAUGUCCAACUCCCAAGCUCUAUCCAAAGGCAAUUUGCUCAGAAUUAAAUUCGACGUUGAAAAGAGGUAGCAGCAGUGGUAAUUCGGAUAAUAUUAUGAAUAACAGGGAUCAGGAUAAGUUUUAUUAAUGAAAUCAUUAAGUGUU
Molecule: messenger RNA, 5078 nt
Organism: Ctenocephalides felis (cat flea)
Lineage: Eukaryota; Metazoa; Arthropoda; Insecta; Siphonaptera; Pulicidae
Biological process (GO): positive regulation of cell migration; semaphorin-plexin signaling pathway; negative regulation of axon extension involved in axon guidance
Molecular function (GO): semaphorin receptor binding; chemorepellent activity
Source: RefSeq, a predicted model, not a curated record